GAAACGGUCGCGCGGUGAUGCCGUCGCGGGGGCCUGGCCGGGCGUCGCGGACUCCGGAGAUGGAGGAAAAGGAGCAAUUACGGCGGCAAAUCCGUCUCCUGCAGGGUCUGAUCGAUGACUACAAAAACCUCCACGGCAAUGCCUCUGCCCCAGGCACCUCCGCCGCUUCCCAGUGGCAGCCGCCCACUUACAGCAGCGGCAGGGCUUUCAGUGCUCGCUACCCUCGUCUGAGCCGGAGGGGCUUCUCCCCGAACCAUGGGCCUGUGUGGCGCAAGAAAUACUCCCUUGUGAAUCGGCCCUUGGGAUCCUUGGACCCACCCGGCGACUGUGCUGCGCAGCUGCCCCUUGGGGCUGGGGGCAGCCCGGGUCCCGACCCCCAGCAGUACGUCCUGGAGAGGCAGGUCCAGCUCAGUCCGGAUCAGAACAUGGUCAUCAAGGUCAAACCACCGUCAAAGCCGGGCUCGGCUAGCACUGCAGGGGUCCUGCGGGGCUCCUUGGAAGAAAACGGGGAUCCCCCCUGGAGCGGCCACAGGCCUCAGGACGGUGAGGGUGAGCCUCUCGGUGGGCAGCGGCAGCCCUCGAGGCCAGGAAGAGCCAAGGGGAGCUGCAGUGAGGAGGACCCCCUGCUGGUCUGCCAGAAGGAGCCGGGCACGCCCCGGGCGGUGAAGUCGAUGGGCACCGUGAGCAGCAGCCCCUCGGAGCCCCGGCGGAUGGUCAGGGAGAGCGGAGUCGCGGCCAGGGCCCGCUUCCUGCCCUCCAGCCCGCCCCAGCGCGGCGGCCCGGCCCUGGACCGGAAGGUGGGCUCACACUCUGUGGCCGGCUGUGGUACACAGCUCCCUGCGGACGGGAGAGCAAACGCCGGCCAUGCAGAUCAGUCAGCUGCCUCUGGCCUGGUGGCAGGCCCAGCUAGACCUGCUGCUGGACCCAGGCAGGCCCGGGAGCCCUUGCUGCUGGUGUCCUGUCGGACCAACAAGUUCCGGAAGAACAACUACAAGUGGGUGGCUGCCUCGGCGAAGAGUCCCCGGGCCCCUCGGAGGGCCCUCAGUCCCAGAGCGGUGGCGGAGAAUGUGUGCAAGGCCCCCUUUUCCGCAGCGGAACGAACGGAGAAGCCGCAGCUCCGAGCCGACAUGGAUGCCAAGCCCAGGAGGUCGGCCACAGCCUCCGUGCCUGGGGCCUCCCCGAGCAAGUACAAGUGGAAGGCCUCCAGCGCCUCGGCCUCCUCGUCCUCCUCCUUCCGUUGGCAGUCAGAGGCCGGCAGCAAGGACCAUGCCUCCCAGCUCUCCCCAGUCCCAUCUAGGUCCCCCCCAGGGGACAGACCAGCAGUGGGGCCCAGCAGCUUGAAGCCCCUCCUCAGUGAGACCCCGCUCUCUUCUUACAAAGUGAAGAGCCGCACCAAGAUCAUCCGCAGGCGGGGGAGUGCUAGCGUGCCUGGGGACAAGAAGAGCAGCCCCCCACCUGCUGCCACGGCCCAGAGCCAGCUCAGCCUGCGGCGGAGGCAGGCCCUCCGGGGGAAGAGCAGCCCCGCGCUGAGGAAGACACCCAGCGCGGGCCUGAUGCAGCUCACCAGGCACCGGCUGUGCCGCCGGCCUCCCGGCCGGGCCCCGCUCCCCGCCAAGGAAGCCUCCAGCCUGCACGGCCAGCGGACCCCUCCCACCAGCAAAGUGAUCAAGACUCGCUACCGCAUCGUCAAGAAGACCCAGGCCUCACCUCUCAGCACCGCCCCCGGUCCCCUGGCCCCGCCCUCCUGGCGGGCGCUGCGGCUCUCCCUGUCCAGGUAG
Physeter macrocephalus (sperm whale) is the source of this 1778-nucleotide messenger RNA. It is a transcript of the gene ZC3H3, whose product is annotated as zinc finger CCCH-type containing 3. The transcript is spliced from 4 exons. Bases 18 to 1778 code for a protein of 586 amino acids. Gene Ontology annotation, cellular component: nucleus. The record is from RefSeq and is a predicted model, not a curated record. NCBI's taxonomy places the organism in Eukaryota, Metazoa, Chordata, Mammalia, Artiodactyla, Physeteridae.